This is a messenger RNA of Scutellospora calospora, 477 nucleotides long. Lineage: Eukaryota; Fungi; Glomeromycota; Glomeromycetes; Diversisporales; Gigasporaceae. The record is from the annotation of a GenBank genome assembly.
AAAAGCUUUAUAUAAAACUUUAGAGAAAGAAAGUAGAACAGUUUCUGCCUUAGUUAACUCGUGUAAAGGAAUAAUCUAUAUAAAUAACCCGCCAUUAAGUAAUGACGAGAGAAGACGAAGAAUUGAUGAAGAGGAUAGAAGAGAUUCUCGGAAGCUACUAUUAAAUUAUUUAAGCGCUUGCCAAGGAAAUUAUAAAAUGGAAUGUUGGGACACUAUAUGUGUUAGAAUUAUUGACCUUAUGAAUGCGAAAGAAAAAUGGGGAAAAGAUAUGUAUAAAGACUUAUUAAUUAAAAAUGAAUUAAAGGUUAUAAAAGAUGAAAUUAUUGAGGAGGUGAAAUCUCAAUUAGAAAGACGACCAGAUAGAGAAGUAGAGUUUGCAGCUAGAAUCGAGAUUGAUCAAAGAGUUUACAACAUGAAUGGAUCAGCUUUCGAGAUGCUGAAACCAGACAGUAACGAACAAGGGCCGAAUGAUUCUCA